Ichthyophthirius multifiliis is the source of this 1494-nucleotide messenger RNA. RefSeq names its product immobilization antigen isoform, putative. The record is from RefSeq and is a predicted model, not a curated record. NCBI's taxonomy places the organism in Eukaryota, Ciliophora, Oligohymenophorea, Hymenostomatida. The transcript has a single exon.
AUGAAAAAUAAUAUUUUAGUAAUCUUGAUUAUUUCAUUAUUUAUCAAUUAAAUUAAAUCUGCUAAUUGUCCUGUUGGAACUGAAACUAACACAGCCGGAUAAGUUGAUGAUCUAGGAAAUCCUGCAAAUUGUGUUAAUUGUUAGAAAAACUUUUAUUAUAAUAAUGCUGCUGCUUUCGUUCCUGGUGCUAGUACGUGUACACCUUGUCCAUAAAAAAAAGAUGCUGGUGCUUAACCAAAUCCACCUGCUACUGCUAAUUUAGUCACAUAAUGUAACGUUAAAUGCCCUGCUGGUACCGCAAUUGCAGGUGGAGCAACAGAUUAUGCAGCAAUAAUCACAGAAUGUGUUAAUUGUAGAAUUAAUUUUUAUAAUGAAAAUGCUCCAAAUUUUAAUGCAGGUGCUAGUACAUGCACAGCUUGUCCGGUAAACAGAGUUGGUGGUGCAUUGAAUGCUGGUAAUGCCGCUACCAUAGUCGCAUAAUGUAACGUCGCAUGUCCUACUGGUACUGCACUUGAUGAUGGAGUAACUACUGAUUAUGUUAGAUCAUUCACAGAAUGUGUUAAAUGUAGAGUUAACUUUUACUAUAAUGGUAAUAAUGGUAAUACUCCUUUCAAUCCAGGUAAAAGUUAAUGCACACCUUGUCCGGCAAUUAAACCUGCUAAUGUUGCUUAAGCUACUUUAGGUAAUGAUGCUACAAUAACCGCAUAAUGUAACGUUGCAUGCCCUGAUGGUACUAUAAGUGCUGCUGGAGUAAAUAAUUGGGUAGCACAAAACACUGAAUGUACUAAUUGUGCUCCUAACUUUUACAAUAAUAAUGUUCCUAAUUUCAAUCCAGGUAAUAGUACAUGCCUACCUUGCCCAGCAAAUAAAGAUUAUGGUGCUGAAGCCACUGCAGGUGGUGCCGCUACUUUAGCCAAAUAAUGUAAUAUUGCAUGCCCUGAUGGUACUGCAAUUGCUAGUGGAGCAACUAAUUAUGUAGCAUUAUAAACAGAAUGUCUAAAUUGUGCUGCUAACUUUUAUUUUGAUGGUAAUAAUUUCUAGGCAGGAAGUAGUAGAUGCAAAGCAUGUCCAGCAAAUAAAGUUUAAGGCGCUGUAGCAACUGCAGGUGGUACUGCUACUUUAAUUGCAUAAUGUGCCCUUGAAUGCCCUGCUGGUACUGUACUCACCGAUGGAACAACAUCUACUUAUAAAUAAGCAGCAUCUGAAUGUGUUAAAUGUGCUGCCAACUUUUAUACUACAAAAUAAACUGAUUGGGUAGCAGGUAUUGAUACAUGUACUAGUUGUAAUAAAAAAUUAACUUCUGGCGCUGAAGCUAAUUUACCUGAAUCUGCUAAAAAAAGUAUAUAAUGUGAUUUCGCUAAUUUUUUAUCAAUUUCCUUAUUAUUGAUUUCUUAUUAUUUAUUAUGAUGAAUGGAAUAAUAAGUAUUGUUUAUUUUGUUUAUGUUAAGUUUUAAAAAUUAAAAAAUCAAAAAUUUAUAAAUAUUUUUUAUAUAA